Psylliodes chrysocephalus is the source of this 1382-nucleotide messenger RNA. The record is from the annotation of a GenBank genome assembly. Lineage: Eukaryota; Metazoa; Arthropoda; Insecta; Coleoptera; Chrysomelidae.
UACCAACGUUGUGUAAAUGGUUCAUAGACUAGAUUGUCAUCAUUGUCUUAAUGAUUUGAUCAAACUGUCACAUUCCUUUAAAAAAAUAUGCCAGAUUCUCCAGGUACAGCAUUUAUAUCACCGUUUAAAAGACCAUGGCUCAAAGACUCCAGUGUAGCUGCGCCAGCUGGAGGUGGCAAUCUUGGCUUAAGAGGCGUGUUUGUAGGUGGGGUUACGGGAGGGAUUGAAAUAUGUAUAACUUAUCCCACCGAAUACGUAAAAACCCAACUUCAACUGGACGAGAAAGGUGAAAGGAAAAAAUACCAGGGCAUAAUAGAUUGCGUGAAAGUGACCGUAAGAGAACGAGGAAUUUUGGGCCUUUACAGAGGACUCAGCAUCUUGAUCGUGGGAUCUAUUCCAAAAAGUGCAGUGCGAUUUGGUUCUUACGAAACUUAUAAAGGUUUCAUGAUGGGCCCGGAUAGGAAAUUUGGCCCAACUCAAAGUUUAAUAUGCGGUUUAGGUGCCGGGAUAUCAGAAGCCAUCCUUGCAGUGACACCGAUGGAAACUAUUAAAGUUAAAUUUAUUAACGAUCAACGAUCAGCCCAACCGCAGUAUAGAGGACUAGUUCAUGGAUUAGGAGUUAUUGUUAAAACUCAAGGUGUUUCAGGAUUGUAUAAAGGAGUCAUCGCCACAAUAAUUAAACAAGGUACAAAUCAGGCUACCAGAUUCUGGGUAAUGGAAACUUGCAAGAUGCAUUACAGGGGAGGUGAUCCAAAUAAAAGUAUUCCGAAGCCAUGGAUUGCGUUAUUCGGAGCUCUUGCUGGUCUUGCCUCCGUUUACGUUAACAAUCCGAUUGACGUCGUGAAAACCAGGAUGCAAGGACUGGAGGCACACAAGUAUAAAAAUACGCUGCACUGUUUGAUUAGUGUAGGAAGAAAUGAGGGACCACUGGCUUACUACAAAGGAUCGAUACCUAGGUUAAGUCGCGUUGUUUUUGAUGUUGCUAUAACGUUUACUAUUUACGAAACCAUCAUGGAUAUAUUAAAUGUUAUUUGGCCAAAGUAAUUCGAAUUGAUAUAUUUGUGGGUUAAUCCAUAUGAAGUGGUUAGUUUAGACCUAAAAAUAAUAAAAUCAUUUCACGUGGAAUAUCCCUGUUAUCAUAUGUAGUUAUACAAAAUAUUUUUUUAAUUAGACUUAUUUUAUUAAAAAUGGUGUAAUAAAUGUUAUAAUCAUUACUAAUUUCUAAUUAAAGUUGUCUAUAAUUAUUAUUAAACCAAUGAAACAGUCAGAGGAAUAGGAAUUGGUCUUGCAAAUUAGUUGCAUUUUAAAAUGUUUUGUUGAUUAGAUACUUUUAUUAGGCCGAUCAGUUGUAAUAAAAUUGUAAUAUUAACUACAAAUAAGCA